AUGCGUAUCUCGUUUUCGUCCAUGGAAGAGCUACAGCUUGAAGAUGAUGGACGACGGGAGGCGUCGGCAUCAACUUUUAUGUCAUCGAGAUCAUCCGUGGUCAAUUAUGCAUGGAAAGCAAAAGAUAGUGUUUCUGAACUUGGGCCAGAUUCUCCCUGCCAUUCAGCUUUAGCGUUGCGAGCAGAUUUUAUGCCACCAGAGCACGAUCCUGCCUAUCUCAAAGCAGAAGAAGAUAUUAGGAAUGCUUACAGAGAACUCAACAAUGUAAUUGGAGAUCAUCCGCCACCUGCACCACCUGAACCACCGACAGGGUUUCCUUCAACAGGCGCUGAGGGCACAUUCGUCAAGAAACGGGUGAAAAAGAAGCGUCUCUCAGCAAGUGCACUGGCCCAAAGGAAGAAGGUGAAGCAAGCAGCCCGUUAUGAAUCCGCAUUACCAAGUAAUCGUUUACAUACACGACCGCAAAGCGCUGGUCGUCGACCAGAAACGCCUGGGCUGCCGGGGUUGACAGGGCUGCAGUAUGAUUUACAAGCCGUUACCAGGGUCCUUGCUCAGCAUAUACAUCCAGAACAAGAGCCUGCAGUUUAUGACAACACACAGAUAUAUACGCCACUAUUGGAAUCUCCGGAUUUGAGAAGAUCAUGGAGAUCUUCGUCCACCCUCCCGCUAUCGAGACCAACAUCAGCACGCGUAGGAGCACCCAAAAGUACGGCCACCACCAGACCUCAGUCGGCAAGGACUUCAGGCCAAACAUCUGGCAAGCCCACUCGACCGAGUACUGCCAGAUCAAAUCGGACGGGAUCUGCAAUCCGUCUCCACAAUGGCCCAAGGCGGCUUUCUGCAGGAAACGCGCUUCAGCGACGACUAGAGACUGAAUUAAUGGCACUUGCUCCUAACGCCGAACCCAGCCCCUUCACCGGGGGCCUUGUCACGAGUGCAAUGCCAGACUGGGUGAGGGCCUCCACACCUCCGCCUCCCAACGAAACAUUUAUAGAAGCUUUCCGAGAUCCGUACAGGGAGGUUGAUGACCACCUGGCGUCCAAAAUGCUUCUCGAAUGGUUUGAUGAUCCCGAGUUCGAGACGCAUACAACAGAGGAAUGGUUAGCUAUGGGUAGACAAAGCGGCCACAAGGGAACGCCAGCUUUCAGUCGCUAUUUUAGACACACGGAUACCGAAACCGAAUGGGAUUGGCUUGAAUGCCUGGUCCUCGACUAUGAUCGGGAAACACAACGCUACCUUAUCGAAUGGCUGCCAUCAGGCCCGCAAAAGUUUGUCAAACGCCUCAAUCUUGUCUUUAAAGAAGAGAAUCGCGAAUUAUUUUACAAGCGAAUCGAGAGUGCCAUCAGGGCACGAUCCCUGGCAGCAGAGGAAGCAGCGUACCUCGAAUCCAUUGAUAGAGAGGAUAACAGCGUGGUUUGUCCUCUUCCACGUUCCUUCAAACGGUCUAUUCUCAAAAGGCUCGGCUGCUCAAUCAGCUCGAACCAAUUGAAAAUGGUGGAUGCAACUAUGGAGCAAGUUGAACGGGAUUUCUUGUUCAGCAUGAAACGCGCUACUAGGGAAUUCUCCCACGGGCCUUUUGCGCAUGUACUCCAGCAAUCAACAGCAAGAUCGGAGCGCUUUGCCGAGCUUGCCAUGAUGCGGUCGGGGACAAGCGCAGAUGACCCCCAAGGACACAUUUUUGCACAGGUCGCGAUUGCCACUCGGGAUCUGUCCACGUACAUGUUCAGCGCCAAUGCCAAUGUACAGAAAACUAUAGUGGAGAUUCUGGCUGCUUUGCGAGAGGUCCUACCAGUGAAUGAAUCAUUUUAUCGAAAAGACUUUGGAUUUCCGUCUUUAUUUGCAACCUUUUGUGAACGUGCCGAGACUCAUGUUGACCUUGUCGUCGCUCGUCUUACCAACGAGUGGACAAGAAAGAUUUGUAAUGUCAUGGAGGCCAUGUUGGGCGAUUUCUUCAAUUUUAGAGAAACAAAUGAAGCCGUGUACAAUUCCAGUCGUCUCAAGAAUUUUUUGCGACUCGUAAAUACCAUUAUGGAAUCACAACUGAGGAGUCUGUUACUGGACAGUUUCAAGACGUUUUUAUCUCUUUUUAAUGUGAAUGUCACAUAUCGGAAUGCUUCAGAAGAAGAAAAACGUAAAUACACCAUCAAGUCGCCAUUUAAUACCCCUGGUAUUCCGAUACCUCUGUUAUUCAUUCUCAAUGUCACGGCACACACGGGAGAUGGCACCCUUGUACCUCCUUCGCGGCAGGUGGAUGGGUUUGCAGUCGGACGCCAGGCGGGCGUCGUGUUGGAUCACUCUUUGUCCGUGGUGGAAGAAGCACUCAAAGCGGUUUAUUUGAUGCCCGCGACAAAAACCAUCAAAGCAAUUCCUCAUAUCGAGGUGGUUGCGAUGUACGCUUUGUACUCUGACGUCUCUACAAACUGGCUACACACAUCUUUACGGAACGAACUCAUCAUAGAUGAUGGGAUGGCGUUGAUGAUGGAAAUCUUGCAACAAGCUUAUGCAGAAAUCGAUAAAGUCGUUGCAGGCUACAAAGAAUACGAAUUCCUGCUACAAGAAACACUAGAUGAAGGAGUUUGGGACGAACUGACAAUUGAUCUAAACGACUUGGAGGAUUACCUCCAACGAUUCUACAAUGCGUCCAAAAAGAUUGACAGCAUUUCACCCGCACAGAUCGAGAUACCCCCGUUCCUCCUCAACUGUACGAUGAUCAAGAAACUCUACCAACAUUGUACUCAGACGGUUCUGGAGAACCUCAAACAACGCAUUUUGACGCGUUUGGUAGAGAGUUGCAGUUUUUUGGCAACGGCCUAUAGUGAUCUAUAUGGACAAGUCUUGAAUGAUCCGGGACAAGAUGCUAUCCAAUGGCAAAUGCUCAAGACAGCAGUUGACACGUGCAUGGAGCAGAUUGGGCACUACGAUGAGCAGUUGGACGAAUUGAAAGCGAUAUGGCAACUGAUGUACGAUUACGAAAUGCCGUUGGAUGAGGAGAUUAACGAUCUGUACUGGACAACAUGUGCAUGGCCAGUCAAAGUGGCUGAUGAACUGGACCGGGCUUCGGAACGGUUGACCAAUGCUCGAGCACGGAUUAUGAGCCAGAUCGAGAUUGACAAGGAGUUUGUCAUUAACUCUGUUCAAGCUUACCGAGAAGAAGUCCAAACGUACCUUGCAUCCGCGGAUAAUAUUGAGCGGUACAGCGAUAUGGUCAAUCGCGUUCACUACCUUCGCGAACGCAUUGACCGGGUGAAAUCUCUGGGAGAGGCUAUUCCAUUGCAAGAACAACGAAUUGGACUACCAGUGACCUCCCUUAUCGAACUUAAGACGUUAGAGAAUGACUUCCAGCCAUACGAGGAACUAUGGAAGCUAGUGGGUGGUGUUCGGGACCGUUUGGCAGAGUGGCUGGACUCGUAUUUUGCGGAUUUGGAUGCACAGACGAUGUUGGAGAAUGUCGGAAGUUGGAAGAGUACUUUGAAAAAACUGUCUCCUGUUUUCCUGGAUGCACCAAAACCCCAGAGUAUUACCAUGAGCAUUGAAGCCGAAAUCCUGGAUUUCGAUCGGUAUAUUACUAUUAUUACAUCGCUGCGUAACCCGGCCCUACGUGACAAGCACUGGAUGGAAAUGUCCAAAAUUGUUGGUAUUACGCUGCGGGAUAUAGCGGGGUUGAAACUCCGGCAAGUGCUAGAGCUUGACUUGGAAUUGGUCCAGGAUAUAUUAGCAGAGAUUAGCAGGGAAGCCAGUUCUGAGUGGGAAUUUGAGCAUGAGCUGGAUGUGAUGCGCACAGAGCUGUCUUCCCGGAAAUUUGUCGCUGUCCAGUAUGUUACGCCAGAGUAUUACCUUAUCGAGAAUUUUGGGGAGGCCAUGUCGGUUUUUGAAGACCUUUUGAUACGCUCAGAAAGCCUGGCGCGAAGAGCGUACGUUGAAGUCCUCCGCACGAAAAUCGACGGAUGGAUGAAACGACUCUGCAAAUGCCAAGAAACCCUCCAAGAAUGGCAGAACUUGCAAAUGAUCUUUGCAAAGCUGUACCCGGUUCUUCGCCUCUCUGGUGAAAUAUCGGCUCUCACUCGUGACCAAAUAGAAAACUUUAUUGCCAUCACAAAACUGAUGAGCAUUCUUUCGGAUGUGGUCACCAAGAACAGGAAAUUCAGCACGGUUCUUCUUCGGAGUGAUCUACAUGAUAUGAUUGCCGGUGGACUGGCAAGAGUGGACAUUGUCAUGAAGGGCAUCAUAAAACUCAUUGAAGCAAAACGGGAAAAGUUCCCGCGGUUUUGGUUUUUGACCAACGAUCAGGUGUUGGAGAUGGUGUCCUGUUUACCGGAUGUCCGAGCUUUGAAUCCCCUUUUGGGCAGGUGUUUUGAUGGAAUAUCGCAGUUGGUGUUGGGCCAAGUUGAAAGAGAGGCUGCAUCUCUAUAUCCUACCGUAAUUGAAUUUGAUAGUGGAAUUCCUGAAGAUGUUGCUGGUGGUUCAGACCAUGAUAUUGCGGUUGAUCGGUCAAGGGAGGCUAGUUACCUAUCAGCUGGUGCAGGACCAGAAAUCAAAAUAGGGGAGACGCUGACCUCCAUUCCGAGUUUUUACACGAAGUUAUCCUCAUCCUUCUCCAUUGGGUCACGGAGACGAACGAUGCAGCGUGUACAAGAACCCGAAGUUCACGUCCCAAGAAACCUCAAGUAUGUUUUGAGCGAGUCGAUGGGUAUCGAGAUUCUGGGUGUUGAGAGCUUUGAAGGGGAGCAGUUGAUGCUUCGGACACCAAUUUCAGUGACGACUAAAGUCGAGGACUGGUUAGCAGAGCUGCAAGAUGGUUUACGGGACAACCUCCGCAAACAGAUUGCAUUGGCGUUGGACAAUUCGUCCGAAACAAUUCCUCUUGCCUCAUGGCUUCAGUCAUACCCGCUCCAAGUAAUCCUGGUCGCCGCCAACAUCAAAUGGAGCACAUAUCUCAAAACAUGUAUAUCCCAAGGAACGGAUUCUGCUAUCAAAGAAUUUCGCAAGAGCUUGUGCAAGGAGCUCGAUGACAUUAUUGGACUGUUGAAGCAUAAUACACCGCCUCUUACUCGCCAAGUAAUCGAAACCCUCAUCCUUGCCCUGUCUUACGUGAUUGAAACGACAAAUGGAGAUUUACCCAACCUCACUGCACCGGACUGGAUCAGUCGUCUCCGAUAUGAGAUGAGCGAGGAUGGGAUUGUGAACGUCCACAUGAUGCAUCAUACAGUCAAAUACGGGUACGAGUACAAUGGAACAUCGCCGAGGCUGGUUAUCACACCGGGUAUCAACCGAUCCAUGGCACAGAUCAUGACCUUGCUUCGGUACGCUGCUAGUCCUGUGCUCACGGGUUCGGGUCUACAACGUGAGACUCUAUGCGAGUUGUCAAAGGCCGUCGGUGUACGAUGCGUUUUGGUAGAGUGCGCAGCAGAAUGGGUUCCUGGUAUUCUCUCCCGGAUUAUAUCGGGGAUGCUGAGUACGGGGUGCUGGCUCUGUUUGGAACAUCUUGAUCGACUUGCUGAGGAGGAUCUGUCAGUAACUGCGCACCAUAUCGGAACGGUGUAUCGAAACUUUGGUAUGGCUUCCAAAGCACGGCGCUUCAAGUUUGCCUAUGAUGGAAGAGAGUUUGAUGUACAUGAUACUACAGCUGUUUUUGUCACAUAUGGGGACGGGCUGAUUGCGCGUGGAUUCCAGCGUGCUUCUAUCCUUGCCAAGAAGAUAGUUGCCGUUUUUAAGAGUCUUGGAGGGAUAUUCCCCACCUCCAAUGAGUAUGAUUUUUCGGUUAAGAAAGCGGCGGCUGUUGUGCACGCUGCCGGGACGCUUCUGGUGAGAAAGGGGUACGAGGUUGCGAAGGAGGUUUCGACUAUUGUGGAGGCGCUGAAUAUGGUCGUGGGACCACAAUUGCGAAAGAGGGAUACGUCGCUUCUACAGGAUGUCGUUCGGGAAGUCUUUGGCGAAGAUCCGAAAGGCAUAUCCAUGAUAAGGAUAGAGCAAGCUGUCCAGAAAGCAGGAUUGGAGCUCGGAAUACCCAUAUCAGACUACCUCCUCCAAAAAUCUAUCCAGUUAUACGAAUCUCUCACACAUUUCCAAACUAUUUUCAUUGUCGGCGAUGCUAUGUCUGGCAAAUCGACGCUGAUCCACCUUCUCCACCAUGCCUUGGAUUCGUUGGACAAGGACUCUAUCGUAAAGUCAUUACAAGUCUAUGACUGUCAUGCUGGAGCCAUGGACGAAAAACAAUUGGGCGGAUACUAUGAUGAAGCCACCAGUCAGUUCAUUCAAGGCGUGCUCCCCACCAUUGUAUCCAAGGCCAACGAGCAUGCAAUGACGGUGGAAAGAAACCAGGAAGAGGACGACAGAUCUGAAAAUCUUGUCGGAUCAUCGUGGAUUGUAAUGGACGGUGACGUACCCGCCCAUGCAAUGGAACGAGUGGGUGAGCUAGAGAGAGAUAAAACCGUUUUCUCAUCCAUAUCAACCGCAAUGCAUCUCGGCAAGUCUGUCAGAAUUCUACAUGAAGCAACGUCUCUUAAACACGUAUCGCCCGGAAUCGUCUCCCAAAGCGCCAUCAUACACAUGAACGGGGAUCAAAUCUCGAUGGACCAUAUUCUCCAAACUGAGCUCAAAGAUCUCCGACCACAUCUAGAGACCCACUACAGUUUUAUUCAAGCCAUGCAGCGUCACAUUGGAAACGCCAUACUGGAUUUCAUAUCCUCUACAACCACGCUCUUGGCCUCCAAGCGGAUUCUGGUCGCCCAGGCUUGGCGUAUAUUUGCUUCAGUCUUUGAUGAGUUGACCGUGGACGGUUUUGGGCGGUUCACGGUGUCGGAAAAGCUUGCAUGGAUCGUAGCAAGCUAUAUUACGGGAAUAUUGUGGUCUGUUGGGUGUUUUCCGGAUAUGAAGACGAGACGAAAAUUGGAUGCGUUUAUCAAGACGCAGGUACUGACGACGGCUCUUACCGAGCUGCGCGAAGAGGCUAAAUUAGACGACGGGUGCUUCAAGGUCGUGGUGGAGGUUCCUACAGAUGGGACCGUGUACGAUUAUUACUUUGAUGCACGGCUCUUGCGCUGGAAGCCUUGGAAAACACUCCCCAAUGAGCAGGAUCUUGCUGUGACUGUACCGCCCGGUCUGGAAGGGGCAGUCGCAACGGACGACAUUAUCCGAGUUUCCUAUUUCAUGCGACUAUUGACCAAUCGAGGACAUCGGGUGAUGGUGGUUGGUGCGCCGGGAACAGGAAAAUCUACUGCUGUGCGAUGCGGGUUGAAUGAGGAGAACUUGGAAGGAUAUAAUGGUGUACCAGUCUUGGUAUCCCUGGUGAGUGAAACGCGAGCUAAGGAUCUGAAAGCACAGUUGGAGAAGAGGUUGAUACAGAAACGCCGGGGAACGAUCGGAUGCGUGGCUGGGAAGAGGCUAUAUGCAUUUAUAGACGAUGUUGGGUAUGAGAAUGACGGUGCUGAUUCUGUGUUGGAGUUCUGGAGGACGUGGAUGGAGCGGGGAGGUUGGUAUGGUGGCCAGAAUGGGACAGACUGGGUGACAGUUGAAGGGCUGUCGAUCGUUUCUGCCAUGAACUUAAAUCCAGGGACAAGCACAAGGAUUUCCCCGCGAUAUCUUCGUCACUUUGUUCCUAUUGCCGUUCACGACGAUUUUUGCGCCAAGUUAGAAGAAAUGACCGGCAAUCUUUUAACGGAUUCAUUGGUGAACAUUAUGGGUCCCGCGCAGGAUGGAUUCCAUGUAUCACUCCUAAAGGCGACCCAGGAACUCUUUACAACCGUUCAAACCCUCUUUCUCCCCACCCCCGUUACACCGCAAUACAGAUUCAACCUUCGGGACGCUUUGAGCGUCCUGCGCGCUGUGGCAAAUCAAGCAGAGACAGAAACUCUGACUACUGCUAUCGUGCAUAUGUGGGGACAUGCGUGCCAUCGGGUGAUGCGUGAUCGCUUAGUGGAAGAGGAUGCAAAAAAGCGUUUCGACGGCGCAUUUAAAGAGGGUAUUGAGAAAUGGUUUGAUGGCAUCGCCUAUCGCGAUGUGUUUGCAGAGGAUGAUCCAACGAUUUAUAUGCCGAGUCAUACGGGGUGGAGGGGAACGUUAACGCAGCUGAGAAAGUCCUGGAAACCCAUUGAGAGCAUCUACGAGUUUAGUCAGCGACUCUGUUUUGAUUUGCCAAGUUUGGGGGAUACCAGUCCAGAAGACGUUCGCUCCAUCAUGCAUGUUGAUGGUGUCGGAACCGCGCUACGGAUCUGUCAUGGGUUACGUGAGGGACAUGUCGUCCUCUGUGGGUAUCAUCAUGGGGACCGGUUCCUGCUGACCCAACUUGCAGCUUGGAUGGCGGGGAUGGUGGCGAUUGAGCACCGGUAUCCAAUGCAAAUAAACGAAACGCUGGCAUCCGUCUUCAAAACUGCAAUUCAACAAGACCAGUCUAUUGUACUCUAUCUAGAAUGGAAUGAAACUAUUGCAACGUCAUCUGAACUCUGCUCGGUCCUGAAAUGGGGAUAUUCGGACCACAUCUUCGAAACCGUUCUUAAAGGAAAUAUACUGGAAGGUUUUAAGGAGCGGUUAAAACGUGGACGUGACUCGGCACCAGUGACAGACGACACUGUUUACCAUCGCUUUGUCUCUUACAUCUGCUCCAAAAUCCACAUUAUCCUUUCCAUUCCUCAAGAUCACCCAAACAACGAAGGCACAUUUGUACGUACGAUGGUCAAGUACCCCAUUCCCUUUGCCAUGAGUACUCUGCAAUGGAUCCCGCCUCACAGCAACGAAACCCUCCAAUAUAAAUUCAAGCCCAUUACACAACUCCCCAUUGCAAAACACCACCUCGACCUGCUCCCAGGACUGUUUUCAAAAAUCCACAAUGAAGCUCCUGUACCAGUUUAUUCCACACCCAUCCUACACAACACAUCCCUUUAUACUGCCGUGCGUAUCUUUGUGAGGUUGUACACGGAAAAGCAUGCGGUAUGCAUGGAAGAAGUCGACGGGGUGCAAACGACGUUGGAGAAAUCCGCUUGGGGAAUGAGUGUUGUGAAGGGAUUGGAGGAGGGGCAUCAAAUGUGGAAAAAGACGUUCGAGGAGACCACGAGGCGGACAAGGGAGUAUUUGAAGGAUAUGGAGGAUGAGAGGGAAGCGUUGGAUAAGGCCAAGGCGGAUAUCAACAAGGAAACAGACGGACUGGAUAAACUCGUCACAGAGUGGACGGACCUCAAAGCCGCUUAUGGUCGACAAAUUGAAAAAGUCUUGCCAGCCUUGUCGGCUGCCCAGAAAGCUGUGGAAGCUAUAUCCCGAAACGAGCUUUACGAGAUUAAAUCCAUGAUCAAUCCCCCACGGCCCGUUCAAACCCUCUUUGAAGCCCUCUUGAUUCUCUUUCGAUUUGACCUCCGUCCCAAUGAAACGCUGUGGGAGGCCUCCCGUCGCUUCCUUUCAGACCGAUUCACAUCCCAUAUAGCGGCAUUCGACCCAGAAAGCGUCUCAACACCACACAUGUUGCGAGUUGAAGAGUGCAUAUCGCAGCCAGAAUUUCAUAUUGCAGAUUUAAAUCGGAUUUCGAGAGCAGUGGGGAUUUUGGCGGGGUGGGUUAUUGCAGUGCAAAAGUAUCAUACAAUGAUGGUAUCGCUCGCUCCGCUAAAGAAGGAGGUGCAAGGCCUUGGGGUGCGAGUGGACGAAAAGAAGGCCUUCGUGGCAAUGGCGACGGGACGUGUCAGUGAUAUGGAAACGCGAUUGAGCACCAUGCGAUGCGAGUUUGAUCGGCGGAUACGCGAAAAGGAGGAAGUUUUGGCCAAGUUUCGGGAGGCGGAAGCGAGGCAAAAGGAAUCAAUGAGGAUAAAGGAGGCGUUGGAAUUUUGUAAGGGGGUUUGGGAAGGGGAGGUGAAGGGGUUGGCUGAGAAGCAAAGGGUGCUGCUUGGGGAGACGUUGUUGGCAGCCUGGAUGAUAGCAUACUUGGGGGGCCACGACCUCCAAACCCGACAGUCACAUCUCACACACUGGAAAAGCCACCUCCAAUUAUCAAAUAUCCCAAUUACGACCUUUUCGCUUUCAAGUUACCUUUCCGACGGGCGUAUACACGAAAUGUGUCUUACCGCGCGUGCAUAUCUGGAUGAGAGUACUUUCGAUGCAUUGUUUAUCAGCAAGUACACGGAAGCAUUUCCAUUGUUGUUUGAUCCGCUGGAUCGUGUAUGGCCUCCCUUGCAAAUGGUGGAAAGAACCGUUGAUGUCGUGCGGGACGGAAAGCAGCUGGUACGCGCAAUGCGAAAAGGGAUGUCUGUUAUUGUUGAAGACGGCCCUGAUAUCGAACGAGUGGUUUGGGAUGGGUUUGGAAGAUUCGGAAUGGGCUUUGAGACGGUUGUCCAAGGGGAAAAGGUGAUCGUUGAUCCCGGGUUUCGAAUGUACGUGUUGAUGCAUCGGAACAUGGGCAUCGACGCGGAGUGGCAAAAGUAUUUGGCGCAUAUUGACGUGUCGGUUUGCACGGAUGGAAUAUACGCGCAACUCUUGGACGCUAUCCUCCAAAAAGAGGAUCCACGCUUGUUUGACAAGAGAAAUGAGCUCAAUACAGAGUUCCUGGCGAAUAAGCACAAAUUAUCGACCCUAUCCAAGCGAGGCCGUGAGUUUUUGGUCCAGUUUUCGGAAGCAGACAUUUGGGGAGGGAACUUGUACGCUUCCUUAGUGGGUGUUCACGAGCAAAGUAUGGCAAUCCUGCAAACAGGCAAAUCGCUCCGCCAGCUGGAACGGGAUCUACGAACGCACUUAGAAUGGUAUGAGAGUAUAGCGCGGUUUGGUGCCACUUUAUGUCAUGUCGUCAUCAAGAUGGGACGAGUCAAGCCGUGGUGGUUGAUGCGUAUGGAAACGAUUAUUGAGUCCUGUGUGAGGGGGUUGGGAUCCAUACCAGAGGGGAAUGCAAUGCGACUUGCCGAAGCGAAACGCGCGUGUGUGGGUGAAAUGCUGCGGUUGGUGAAAGGGCUUGAGAGAGGGGAGAGGGUACUGGUAGGGUUUUUGAUGGCCGUGAGCACAGAGGGUAUACACCUCCCGGAUGCUUAUCGGUACUUUAUAAUCAACAACCGUGCUCCGCCGACACAUAAAUCUCACGAGGAGAUACCCAAUCCGUCACCGAUCUGGCUCGCACCCCAAAAAUGGAACCAAAUCCAGUCAUUGUCGAAACUUCCUCCUUUUGAUGCCGAAAAGUUUAGUUUGGAUUUUGUUCGGUUUGCGAAUUUGGCAACUACACCAGAAUUUGAGUCAAGCUGGGAGGCAGUAUAUAGAGCACAUGAGCCGUGGACGGCGAAAUUUCCGCACAAGUGGGCGAAAUUGGGGAUCGUGGAGCGGUUGCUGGUGCUAAAGUGUUUGAGACCAGAUGCAGUGUGGAAGGUCAUGGAGGAAAUUGUUGGGCGAGUGUUUGGAGAUGUGGUGGAUGUUGAGCCUGGUGUUGUUGCAGAGGUUGUCGAAGCGUCUAUUGCCUAUAGGCCGAUACUCUAUGUGAACGUAGGUUGCGAGGAGGAUCCCAUGGCUCUUGUGAGGGCUGUGGCGAGCCGAAAGGGAAUGAGUAGCUCUUGCUUCUUUGUGGCGGUUGGGAGAGGUGUGGAUGUCGAAGGGAUUGUCGAGGAAGCUAUCGCGAAGGGCCGAUGGGUAGUGCUAUUGAAUGCAAACCUCUUGGACGGACGGACCUUGCAAGUCCUUGGAAACCGGUUCCAAAAUAUGACCGACAAGACUGUCCAUGCUAAUUUCCGAUUAUGGAUCUGUGUCGAUUCCACUACGGCCCUUUCUCACUGGUAUUACCUCCACUCGUUGACCUUGAUCUCCAAUCCCACACAUCUUCCCCGACGGCUCCUCGAAUCCCUCUCAGCCAUCGCAGACCAUCUCAACCCGUUUGAAUUUAAGGCAACCCCGGCAUAUCGAACAGCGCUCUUUCAUCUUGCCCUCUUUCACACUGUGAUGCCGAUGCGGUACCGAUUUGGAGGAUUUAACCAAGAGUAUAUGUUCCUUUUACCAGAUUUGAGUGUCGCUGUUCAAGUCCUUCGUACUGUCUUUGCGUCCAAGAGUGGUGGAAAGAGGGUUUUACAUGCGGUGGGUGAGAUGGUUUAUGCGGCACGAGCGGAGGAUAAUGUUGAUCGAAGGGCAUUGAUGGCAUUGCUUGGGGACGUUAUUGCUAGCGGAUGGGAAGAGGCUUGGGUCAAUGUCGUGGAUGAGGCAAUCCAAAAGGGGGACGUGGGUCCGGGCUUAUUAAGAACCGUUCAAAGUGAGGACAUCGUGCCGGAAAUGGUGGGAUUGAAAUCGAAUGCCAUGGUGCAUUUAAAUGACGGAAUAUCAAGCAAUCUGCUCGAGACACUUUGUUGUGCCUAUCCAGAGGUUUUGGAUGUGCCAAUGACACGAUUCUCGAGCCUUGUGGCAAUGGUACUCGACAGCCUCACGCAGUUUGUAUCCCGAUUGAAUGCUGCGACAGUUGGAACACUACUAGAUCCUUCGACGCCUAUGCCAAACCUGCCUCCCAAAUCCACUGAAAAAUACCUAGACAAACUCUUGGUAGAUAACAUGGUCCAAUACCGUGGAAUGAUCCUCUCCCUCUGUGCCGAUGUUACCUCCCUCGUGGCCCAACUCUCUGGACACACGCCCAUUACUCACCGUACGAUCAACUUUGUCAUGCUUUUGAACGACAACCAUCUCCCAGACGAAUGGAAAACAGGGCCAUAUUAUGAGUUUUUUGGAGGGCUUGAAAGGUGGAUGGAGGAUCUCUUUGAACGAAUCAAGUACAUUAAGGGGUGGUGGUUUAUCCGCUACGAGAGUCAUGACCAUCCUUUGCGUAAUUUAGUGCUACAUGAUAUGAGCAAGGUGUUUUCUCCACGGGCGUUUAUAAAUGCCAUCAUGCUUGACCACACCCUAUAUCACGAGACACCGACCGAGCUCGAAGCUACCAUCCUAUCCUCUAAGCAAACUUCACCUCCCGAUACCGGCUGCUUUGUCUCGGGGUUGGUGUUGGUAGGUGGGGGGUGGGACAAGAGUAAAGGGGGAUUGAAAGAAGGCCGGGAUGGGGAUGUGGGGAUGAACGUUGGUUGUCUUUGGAUUACCCCCAUCCAAAAAUCAUCCGCCAAGCGUGCUCACCGAUAUAAGUGUCCCAUCUACCUAUCACGUCCCAUGGGUUUCAUCGCGAUGGUAGAAAUGCCUAGUCAAGUAUCUUCCAAAACAUGGAUAAAAUGCAACGUGCAUUUCCAGUGUACGGCGAUAUGAACGUAGAAAAGUGAACAUACAAUCAAAGUGUGUUGGGACACUUUUCCUGGGAGCUGAAAAUACCUCUAUUUGUCAAGAUGCGACUAUCCAUACUAUGCUUUGCUGCUGUUUUCUCUACCUCUACCUAAACCAAGCUGUGCUACCAACAAUCACUGACUACACUACGCUACAGCGACCUAAACGAUACCUCAAUAAUACAACGCUAAAUGUGCCAUACGUCGACACGCCCGUUUAUCCGUAAACAAAUCACCAGCACCGAGGAGUUUACGAAGUUCCGCGAGUUGCGUCUUGUUCUUCUCGUCUCUCUACAAAGCCAACCAUUAACCAAAGCCAGUCAAAAUCACGAGAACGACAAUGAGCUUUUCAUAUACUUUAAGGAUUUUAUCUGACUUGUAAAUCCGGAACCUAUCAUCAUUGAACACAUGUCGGCCGAUUGCAUAAUUGAUAUCAUAUGUACCUAAUAAAACAAUCAACAUCUGAAUCAUUACAUACAAAAUGACAGGGACAUACCAGGGCCAGGAACCAUUGUGAAAGUCUUCAAAAAAAAUAUAAAUAAUGACAUAUGCAAAC
Molecule: messenger RNA, 13746 nt
Organism: Spizellomyces punctatus DAOM BR117
Lineage: Eukaryota; Fungi; Chytridiomycota; Chytridiomycetes; Spizellomycetales; Spizellomycetaceae
Exons: 8
Coding region: 1-13176 (4391 amino acids)
Biological process (GO): microtubule-based movement
Cellular component (GO): dynein complex
Molecular function (GO): ATP binding; minus-end-directed microtubule motor activity; dynein light intermediate chain binding
Source: RefSeq, a predicted model, not a curated record